AUGAAACCUGACCUUGCAGUAUUGCAAAAGCACGUGACCCCUUCACCAUUUGGCAGGGGAGCAGAAACUGUCAUGGAUCCAACUUACAGGAAUGGAACAGAGCUCAAAGUGGAUGAAAUCGCCUUCAGGUUGCCAGAGGAUAAGAAAUCGCUAUAUGAAACAUUCGUGAACAGCAUCGAGGGUGAACUCUAUACAAGCAUGUUUGUAGGGAAGAGCGUUUCUCUCAAGUUUUACAAACUCGCUAUAUACGGCGAAGGAGGUCAUUUUGACUGGCAUCGUGACUCAACACAUAGCGAUGCUCACCAUGGAAUGGUGCUCGUCGUACUUAACACGGAAUGGGAGGGAGGGGAGCUUAUGUUGAGGCAUCAAGGCAUUAAAACAAUUGUCAACAUGCAUCCAACAAAGUAUGCGAGAAAGUCUGGCGAAGGGCUCCGGCCAGUUGUGGUAGCAUUCUACACAGACACAGAACAUAAAGUCAUGCCUGUCACCAAGGGCACACAGCUGGUACUUCAGUAUGAUGUCGAAGCCAUCAAACAACCACCUCGAGAGUGGGUUACUCCGCCUAGUUACACUCCCUUGAAAGAAGCUUUUCAUUGUCACCAGCACAUUGCAUCCCACAUCAACACUUAUCCCAACUUGCACCAGACAUUGGUGCAGGCUGUCGCAGAUGAAAUCAGAGAAUUGCAUCAAGCAGGCACCACUGUCGUCACUUUCCCUCUCACUCACCUCUACCGCAAGACAAGUGUGAAAAGGAAAUACCUCAAGGGAACUGACUCUACACUUUUCGACACUCUCGAGAAACAUUUCAACGUUGUCCUCCAUCCUGUUCUUAUCCGUGCCAUCGAAGAUGGCAAUGAUUAUGACUGUCUGGAGCAGUUCUAUGCACACAAGUAUCAAUUGUCUGAGGAUAAUGAAGAGGAGCCUUCUGGCGCUCAAAGAAAGUGA
Molecule: messenger RNA, 945 nt
Organism: Suillus bovinus
Lineage: Eukaryota; Fungi; Basidiomycota; Agaricomycetes; Boletales; Suillaceae
Exons: 1
Coding region: 1-945 (314 amino acids)
Source: RefSeq, a predicted model, not a curated record